Phialemonium atrogriseum is the source of this 1354-nucleotide messenger RNA. RefSeq lists its product as uncharacterized. Bases 307 to 1278 code for a protein of 323 amino acids. Lineage: Eukaryota; Fungi; Ascomycota; Sordariomycetes; Cephalothecales; Cephalothecaceae. The record is from RefSeq and is a predicted model, not a curated record. The transcript has 2 exons.
AGACGUGCCGCUAAGUCGGCAAGGACGAGAGUGACAGCCCUUGGUUUCUCUACAAUCUCCGCUUUGCUAGUGAUAUCUGCCUCUUUGGCGUGCCUGGAGCAACCAAGAACAAUAGCAAGUCCUCAACUUGCGACAUUGUCUACGCUUGCAAGCCACUCUAUUCGGCAUUACAGACGGACAUCUUGGACACCGCACACGGGAGCGGGGGCGGGAGUGGGAGCCUCUUCGCCGAGAUCGUCGAGAACAUUACAGCUACACCUUCCAACGAGACCUUGCCGUCCGACCAAGGCAACUCGACCAAGAAAGAUGACUGUGGCCAUGAUUGUUGGCAUCGCCGCUGGCGCAGGUCUACUGUUCUUCGGCAGCGCUGCACUGUUCAUAGUAUACUGGCUUCGGCUGAGGCGCUUCGACCGAGAAGAUCGAAUCAGGUACGGCAGUCAUGAAAUGUACCCGCCAUACAGGGGGAGGAGCUCGAUCGCCACUACAAACGGCGACGCCUACUUCAACGAGGAUCACAAGGAGGCCGUAUUCGAGAGCCAAGUAACCGUCAACAAUUAUGAUUACUACCACGCUGCCCCCAACUUUCAGAGCCUCCGCCCAGCAGGGGAGUUCGAAGCAGGACGCCCCAGCUACCAGGCAGGCUCCUCAGACAGCGCGAUCCCCGCGCACCCGGCAUAUAUCCCACGGUCCAUGGUGAGGCGGCACAGCCCCGCGCCACCCGUAACAAGGCCGCAGACACCCCCCAACAUCCCAUUCACCACCCCAUCCAUGCUCGACGGACAAGCAGCAGCCGCCCCAACGCCCGCCCCUGCCCCUGCCCCCGCCGUCGCACCCGCCCCGAGACAGACGUGGACCGGGACGCCCGGUCCCGCGGGCGAAGCCCACCGGAUGCAAGACCGCCGCCGCACAGGCGGCACAGAACCGCCGCCGAUACCGGGACCGGGGCCGGGGCCGAGCCCGACACCUCGACCGAGCCGCCGCCAGGCCUCAUACUCGUCGCCACCCGAGCUCCCCCGUCCCGCCACGAUCCCCGUCACCUCUGCCCAGCCGCCGCCUCCUGCCCCUCCACUGCCUCCGCCGCCCUCGCACCCCCCACCACCCAGGGUCCCCUUCCUGGACCUGCCUUCCAUCCCGCGCAUGCGCCAGCAGCCCAAGCGGUACUCGCCGCCGCGGGUCCCGCGGGUCGGCGGCGCCGGUGACGUCGGCGGCGCGACGGCGACGAGAAAGAGGUAUGGCUCGGUGUCGCUCGCGAGACCGACGAGCGACAUUUAUGAGUGAUGUGGGGUGACAACAUGUUGUGGCUCUUCUUUUGAAUGGGUAUGUGGGGUUACCAUCCUGUCUUGAUUGGGAUUAU